Dendroctonus ponderosae (mountain pine beetle) is the source of this 906-nucleotide messenger RNA. It is a transcript of the gene Cox4, whose product is annotated as cytochrome c oxidase subunit 4 isoform 1, mitochondrial. NCBI's taxonomy places the organism in Eukaryota, Metazoa, Arthropoda, Insecta, Coleoptera, Curculionidae. The record is from RefSeq and is a predicted model, not a curated record. Gene Ontology annotation, biological process: mitochondrial electron transport, cytochrome c to oxygen.
GAACGUGUAGCAUUCAUUUUCGCUGUAGAGUUGCCUCGUUAAGUGUUGGUGGCACCUUGUGACGACACCCCGUAUAAUAACUGUCGAUUCGGGUCGCAGCUUAUCGACACUAGUAUCCGCCCAUCCCCACCAACGAAUCGAAUUACAACAUCAGCAGCACAGCAGCCAUCUUUGUGAUUUUACGCAGGAAUUCAUAAUGGCUAACACCCUGCUGGCGCUCAGCUGCAAGCAGCUCCUCAAUAAUGCUAUCGUGAGGCCUGGAGCAGCUCCAAUGAGCUCAUACGUGAAGACACUGAUUGGUAAGCGCGAAGUGGUAGGGUAUGGGUUUAAUGGAGAGCCCAACUACGUGGACCGAGUGGACUUUCCGCUGCCCGCCAUCAGAUGGAAGGAACCCAAUGCUGACAUUUUGGCGCUCCGAGAGAAGGAGAAGGGCGACUGGAAGUUGCUGUCCGUCGAGGAGAAAAAGGCCCUUUACAGGGCCUCUUUCCGACAGACAUUUGCCGAGUUUAAGGCGCCCACUGGUGAAUGGAAGGGCACAAUCGGGGUCACUUUGGUAUUGAUAUCGUGCGCCCUUUGGGUCAUCUAUGGAUUGAAGGCCUUCGUGUACCCACCUCUGCCAAGCUCUUUCUCACCGGAGAACAGGGCGGCCCAGUUGCGGCGUAUUCUCGACUUGCAAAUCAACCCCAUCCAGGGUAUUUCCUCCAAAUGGGACUACGAGAAGGACGACUGGAAGAAGUAAACUGGUUUUGUCUGAAUUUGACAGGAAACUGACACUAGUAAACCAACCAACCUUAAAAUUCAAUGUGUAAUUAAUCAGUUUUUAUAUUGUUAAAGUUCACUUAAUCACUUGUUCAGUUUGUGAUCAAUCGACCGGGGCUGAGCUACGAAAUAGAAUAUUAUUAUUUA